This is a messenger RNA of Coniosporium apollinis CBS 100218, 1164 nucleotides long. RefSeq lists its product as uncharacterized. Gene Ontology annotation, biological process: positive regulation of transcription by RNA polymerase II. The record is from RefSeq and is a predicted model, not a curated record. Gene Ontology annotation, cellular component: nucleus. The transcript has a single exon. Gene Ontology annotation, molecular function: protein binding; transcription cis-regulatory region binding. Bases 1 to 1164 code for a protein of 387 amino acids. NCBI's taxonomy places the organism in Eukaryota, Fungi, Ascomycota, Dothideomycetes.
AUGCUGAUGACGUUUAUCAACGAAGUUCGCACCGGGAAGCGAGAAGGAUCGGUCGUGUCCACUCAAACAACUGGAUCACUUUCCGCCGACGAGAAGGAAGCAUGGCGCCAACUACGAAAAGAGUUGGAGAGUGUUGGCAUAAGUUCCGCUCUUUCUGCCCAACACCGCCUAUUCAUCGUCGCCACGCUGCAGAAGGCUUUCAGUGAAGAGGAUCUUGCAGGAGAUAUCCCCUGCAUUUAUGAUUCCUCCGCGUCUUCAGAAUUAGGUCAAGAAGGCUUUGAAGCAUCGUCCACACCAGGAGUCAGAUCAUCAGCAGAGCCUAAUGCUAAACACAGCGACGAGCCACUGCAGCAGCCAAUCCAAGACCGAAUAUCCUCUAACAAAGUGCCCGAUAUAGAUAGUCCGAGGCGUAGCAAGGACGUAGGCCGCAUAGCGAGACUAAUAUUUAGGAUUACCAACAGCAGAACAGCCAUCCUCGAGGCGGCCAAAAGCGGUGACGCUGUCUUAGUUAAGCGGCUGCUGAAUAAGGGGGCGGCCGUGGACUCGAAGGAAAACUUCGGGCGGACACCAUUAUCGUGGGCAGCAGAGCAAGGGUACGAGUUAGUGGUUAAGCUGCUGCUUGAUAAGGGGGCAGCUGUAGACCCAAAGGAUCAUGGUGAGAGCCCGCUAUUGCGGGCGGCACGGAACGGGCACAAGGUAGUGGUCAAGCUGCUGCUCGAUAAGGGGGCGGCCGUGGACUCGAAGGAUUGCUACGGUUGGACGCCGCUGCAUAGUGCGGCAUAUAAUGGGCACGAGAAAAUGGCUAAGCUACUGCUAGACAAGGGGGCGGCCGUGGACUCGAAGGAUAAACUCGGUCGGACGCCGCUGUAUAGGGCGGCAUAUACUGGGCACGAGGAAGUGGUCAUGCUGCUGCUUGAUAGGGGGGCGGCCGUGGACUCAAAAGAUAAAGAGAGAAGGGCGCCGUUAUGGUACGCGGCACAGCACGGGAGUGUAGAAGUGGUUAAGCUGCUGCUCGAUAGGGGGGCAGACAUAGACUCAAUUGAUCGGAACGGUUGGACGCCGCUAUCGGUGGCAGUAUCGUGCCGCCACAAGGCAGUGAUCCAGCUGCUGCGCGACAAGGAGGCGGCUAACAGUUCACGGCUCAGGGCAGAGGGCCCGCUCUGA